AUGGGGGAAGAUAUUGACGAGAUUAUUAUGCAGGAGAGAAUUAAUUUAAUAUUUCCCGGUACGAAGUGGUGCGGAGCAGGGAAUAUAGCAGACGGUGACGAGGACCUAGGGCCGUCGAAGGACACCGACCGCUGCUGCCGGGACCACGACCACUGUCCUGACAUCAUACCAGCUGGGGAAACCAAGCACAACCUCACCAACACCGCUUUUUAUACACGACUUAGUUGUGAAUGUGACGAGACCUUCCGCCAGUGUCUUCGGAACGUCGACAGCAGUACCUCCAGGGUAGUCGGGAAAAUGUACUUUAAUACAAUAGGAACUAAGUGCUUCAAAAACGCUUACCCUGUGACUGGUUGCGUACAUAAGGGAGGAUGGUUCAACACAAAGUGUCUCGAGUACUCGUUCGACGAAAGCGGCGAAAAACGUUACCAGUGGUUUGACGUGCCUAAUUAUUAA
Molecule: messenger RNA, 456 nt
Organism: Pectinophora gossypiella (pink bollworm)
Lineage: Eukaryota; Metazoa; Arthropoda; Insecta; Lepidoptera; Gelechiidae
Product: phospholipase A2-like
Exons: 4
Coding region: 1-456 (151 amino acids)
Biological process (GO): arachidonate secretion; phospholipid metabolic process
Source: RefSeq, a predicted model, not a curated record